This is a messenger RNA of Castor canadensis (American beaver), 936 nucleotides long. RefSeq names its product olfactory receptor 2G3-like. The record is from RefSeq and is a predicted model, not a curated record. NCBI's taxonomy places the organism in Eukaryota, Metazoa, Chordata, Mammalia, Rodentia, Castoridae. Gene Ontology annotation, molecular function: G protein-coupled receptor activity; olfactory receptor activity. Gene Ontology annotation, biological process: G protein-coupled receptor signaling pathway. Gene Ontology annotation, cellular component: membrane.
AUGGAACAAAACAAUGAAACAUCUGAUGGAGAUUUUAUUUUGCUUGGAUUCUCAGACCACCCCCAGUUGGAAAUCAUCCUUUUCAUAGUAGUUCUGACAUCCUACCUUCUGACCCUUGUGGGCAACAUGGCUAUUAUCCUGGUCUCCUGCUUGGACUCCAAACUUCACACACCCAUGUAUUUCUUCCUCACAAAUCUCUCCCUUCUUGAUCUUUGCUUCACUACUAGUAUUGUCCCCCAGCUAUUAUGGAACCUGAAGGGACCAUCCAAGUCCAUCACAUACUCUGGCUGUGCCAUACAACUCUAUGUGUCUCUUUCCCUAGGUUCUACUGAAUGUGUUCUCCUUACUGUCAUGGCAUUUGACCGCUAUGUAGCUGUCUGCAGACCUCUCAGUUAUACUACUGUCAUGAACCCAUCAUUUUGCAAGGCUUUAGCAGGAAUAGCCUGGGUGAGUGGAGUAGGAAACACUAUCAUUCAAGGUACCAUCACCCUUCAGCUUCCUCGAUGUGGACAUCACCACCUCCACCACUUCUUGUGUGAGGUGCCAGCUAUGAUCAAGUUGGCAUGUGUUGACAUCUAUGCAAAUGAAGUCCAGCUGUUUGUGGCUACAUUAGUUCUCCUCCUUCUUCCUAUGGCAUUGAUCUCAGUGUCCUAUGGAUUCAUUGCACAGGCUGUGAUAAAAAUUAAGUCUGCCCAAGCCUGGCGCAAAGCCCUAGGUACCUGUGGUUCCCAUAUAUUGGUGGUGUCCCUUUACUUUGGAACCAGCUCAGUCAUAUACAUUCAACCAAAGAGAUCCUAUGGCCAUAGUCAAGGUAUGUUCCUCACACUCUUUUAUACUGUUGUGACUCCCACCCUCAAUCCCCUCAUAUAUACUCUAAGAAACAAGGAUGUGAAAGGAGCUCUGUGGAGACUCCUAAGGAGAGAACAAAAUUUUUAA